AAAAAUGUAAGUAAAUUUCUGUUAAUUAAUUUAUUAAUAAAUUGCAAUUAAUGAUUAAUUAUUUUUAGGUUAAUUAAUGGCGGACAGUAAAUUAAUUAAUAAUAAUUUAUGUGUAGAAGAUAUUCUAGAAAUUAAUUCAUUGCCGGAUAUUUCAUACGAUUUGACGGAGAGACGUUGCAUUAAUCCGGCAAUUUAUGCAGAGUCGGUAAAUAAUUUGCAGGGGAGUUUUGAUAAAAUUGAUUUGAAUUUAAAUGGCGGGGAAUUUAAAAAUGAAAAACGCGAUCUGACUAAUGGGUUGUCGAGAAGUUUUAGUGAAAAUCCUUGUAAUAAUUACAGUAGUAAUGAUAGUUGGAGUAAUUAUAUGAAUAAUGAAUUAUUGAAUACUUAUCGCUGUAACUCAUUGAGUUCAUUAACGUCCUCGAGGCCGUCGAUAAACUCCAAGUCAAGAUCCACCCGAGUUGAGCGACGUUGUAAAAUUAUUAAUGACUCUAAUGAUUUUUAUUUUGAUGGCGACCAGGAUGAAGUUCAGAGAUAUUCAGUAAAUGGUUAUAAAGUAGUCCAAAUAUCAACAUCAUUACCAAACUGCACUUCAAAACGUCCUCAAUCAUCUUCCGGUAAGAAAUUAGCUUACGAUGACUGGAUUGAAAAAAAAAGAAGUGAAAUUUUAGAGCAGAAAAAAAAAAUCGCUGAAAUUGAGUUAAACAAAAAAAGAGAGGAAGAAAAAUUACUGAAAGAAAAAGAGGAGCGUGAGAAGAGAGAAAGGGAAAAUUUUAAGUUGUGGGUUGAAAAGAAGAAACAAGAAGAUUUGAAAAAGAAAUUAAUCGCCGAAAAAGAAAUGGAAAUCGAGUCGCGGCUGGAAGAAAUCGAGGCCAAGACUGUCGUUGCAAAAGAAAUUUAUUUGAAGCAGUGGUGUAGGAAAAAAGACAAAGAGCUUAAAAUGCAAAUGAAUGAAAAGAAAUUAAAAAACCAACAACUGGAAGCUGAACAAAAAAAAAGAUUUGAAGAAAGUGUCAAGGCAUUUGAAAAAUGGCGGGAGAAAAGUAAAAAAUGUCCCAAACCUGCUACUCAAGGUCUUCUGCCUCAUCAACAAGCGACUCCGGCAUAUGUUAAUCCCGUCCCUUGGAUUGAUACCACAGAGGAAAAUAUUAAUUUGUCUUGAAAAAAAAAUUUUUUAUUUUCAGGUACAGAAAAUUCUUUUAUUAUCAACACAUAAAUAAAUAGUAAUUGAUAUAAUUAUAUAUUAUAAAUAAAUAAAUAAAUAAAUUUGUUUAAAAAAAAAUAUUAUUAUUUAGGCAUCGUUUGCUCUUCGUCUUGUAAUCUUUGAAUGUCCGUUUUGU
This is a messenger RNA of Microplitis mediator, 1337 nucleotides long. Its product is annotated as coiled-coil domain-containing protein 34-like. Lineage: Eukaryota; Metazoa; Arthropoda; Insecta; Hymenoptera; Braconidae. Bases 77 to 1159 code for a protein of 360 amino acids. The record is from RefSeq and is a predicted model, not a curated record. The transcript is spliced from 5 exons.